UGAUAUUUUUGGAAAAAUUUGUAUAAAAAUAGAAUUUGGUACUUUCUAUCUUAAGUAAAUUUCGCCUUUUUUUACGACGUUAAGAAUGGACACACUGGCGCAAAUAAUUCGGUGCGACGGUGCAAUUUUCGCCUUGCGAAAUAUUCGUCGACUCAAAGUCUUUGGCGUACGAGGAGCAACAAACUGGCGCGAAAAUUUCGCUUGGCGACAACGAAACCAGCGAAUUUUAUUUCUUUCGCRACCAGCCGUUUUCUGUUGUUUUMGUUGCGAAUCAAAGAUGGCUUCAACUGAAAUGUUAAUAGAGUUAGUGGAGAARUAUCCGAUUUUAUACGAUUUAAGUCAUGAAGAUUACAAAAAUAUAAGAAAGAAAGAUAAGUUAUGGGAUAAAAUUGGGCAAGAGAUACAUAUUACAGGUGAAGAAGCCAAGAAAAAGUGGAAAAAUUUACGUGAUACGUAUGUCCGAAUUAUAAGGUUAAGCAAAACAAAAACGGGACAAGCUGCAAAACAAAGCAAAAAAUGGCAAUGGUCAAAGCACAUGGAAAAUUUCCGACCAUUUCUGACUUUUGCAAAAACUUCUUCAAAUGUGCCUGAAUACUUAAGUCAAACAGAAUCUAAUAAAGUAGUAAAUGUGAAUGAUAAUACACAGGAGACAAAUAUAAGUCAAGAAACGAAAACUGGCGAUUUUUGUGAAACCUUGGAAAGUAAUGCUGUUACACGUACUGAUAGGAGUGAUGAUAACGCAACACCCUCUAGAACAUCAAAAAAACAAAAGAGCACAAAGUCAUCGACUCCGAAAGCAACAUCUUCAGUGGAAGCAGUAAUUAGCUAUUUUGAAAACAAAAAAGCAACUGAAACAAAGGAUGAUCUCGAUUUAUUGUUCUUAUCAUACGCACGUACCAUAAAGAAAUUUUCCGGUAAACGUCAGGUCGAGACAAAAUUGCAAAUUGCGCAAAUUAUUGCCUAUCAAGAAAUAAUGCAUUACGAAGAGGAGUCCUCACAGCAGUCACAGCAACAAGUAUUGAAAUCGUACAUGGAUGUGUCUAGACCGUCAAAUUCCGACAGUUACAACUCUGAUUUCAAUGAAUAAACCAUCAAACUCAGAUUCGGCCGCUGAUUAACACCCUUUAAUCCUUAUAACUCAAACUUGUAGUUUUUUUAAAGAAAAAUAUACUUACCUCAAAGUAAUAGUCUUUCUUCUGCUGAAAUAGGUUCUCGUAAAUUGGUAUAUCGUUUUUCGAUGUCAUCUUUAAUUAAGUUUAACAUUUCAUCGAAACAAGCAAUGUCGAUUCUGAAAUAUUUAUAAAAACGCUUCAUCUAGUUGCAAUGGCAUGAGUGUAUGCAAUUCAAAAUGUCAUGAGUCCAUGUAGUUGUAGUAGUAGUCCUGAGAGCUUUUUUAUAAAAAAAACACCAACUUCAGCACAAAAUGUUACUUUUUAUUACUUAAUUGACGUCAAACAUUUUCUUGUCCUAUAAUAUUCCUGACAAUAAUACUAUUGCUUCUUCUUCAGAGCUUGAAGAAUCCAUCUUUCUAUAUAAUCAAUUAAAAAAUAUAUCUUGUAAAAUUUUUGCUCAAGUGUACCCACUAAUUUUGACUGCUUACGUGUCGCGAAAUAUUCGCGCAAAUGUGAUAGGAGAGACGAAUUUUUCUACGGCAUAUGUCGCGAAAUAUUCGCUUUGUUGUCGCGGCGAAUUAAUUCGCGUCAAUGUGUGCAUUUCUUAAUACCUAAAUCAUUCGAAAUUAUCGAAAUUGUAUUUUUCAAGUUACGGCUAUUCAUGGGAUAACCUGGAGAUGUACCCCCUAUUCAAGGGAUAACCGAUAAAAUAACAGUGUUCCAAAGGUGUAACCUGAAACCGUAGUUAUAGCUAGCCGAUUAAACCGGUUCUUUUUGGAACCGUCUCACAAAACCGAAACAGUUGAGCGUACUUCGCACCAGCGGCAGCCGUUUGCCGAUUAAGAGGCUUUUCGCACGGGCCACCCUGCAGCGCCUCUCGGUGGCACUGCUGAGAACCUCACGUUAACCUGAAGUGGCUCGGAUGAACGCCAACAUUUGACCCAAUGUAUCGCUAUCAGUGGCGCUUCUUGGCGGUAGUCAACCACUGAACGCCACAGAAGCGCUGUAAUGUAAAUCAAUGGCUCUUACUGUUCAGUUCUCCAGUAACCAUAGUCAUUCAGAUCAGCUGCUGCGAUAAGUAUUUAGU
Messenger RNA from Dendroctonus ponderosae (mountain pine beetle), 2199 nucleotides. RefSeq lists its product as uncharacterized. The record is from RefSeq and is a predicted model, not a curated record. Bases 86 to 1087 code for a protein of 333 amino acids. Gene Ontology annotation, biological process: regulation of transcription by RNA polymerase II. NCBI's taxonomy places the organism in Eukaryota, Metazoa, Arthropoda, Insecta, Coleoptera, Curculionidae. The transcript is spliced from 2 exons. Gene Ontology annotation, cellular component: nucleus; transcription regulator complex.